UAGACCUAGAAGGUUGCGGUUAGUUUUGGAAAGGGGAGGGCUAGAAAGUAAAAGAAAAGGAAGCAUGAAUCAAAACCACCAGCAAUCGAGCGACGGACGCCACGACGACGAUGCCGCUCUCACCGAGUUCCUUGCUUCUCUAAUGGAUUACACUCCCACUAUACCUGAUGAAUUGGUGGAGCAUUACUUAGCAAAGAGCGGCUUUCAAUGUCCCGAUGUUAGAUUAAUUAGGCUGGUAGCAGUUGCCACACAGAAGUUUGUUUCGGAAGUUGCAAAUGAUGCCCUUCAGCAAUGCAAGGCAAGGCAGGCGGCAGUUGUCAAGGACAAAAGGGAUAAGCAACAGAAGGAUAAGCGCUUAAUCUUGACAAUGGAAGAUCUUUCAAAGGCACUACGUGAGCAUGGCGUCAACGUGAAGCACCAGGAGUAUUUUGCUGAUAGCCCAUCAACUGGGAUGGAUCCUGCUUCAAGAGAUGAAUGAAGGAAGCUGAACUUACAAAACAGGGUCUUUAUAUGUAUUGUGCUUAUAACAUUGCCGCUGCCACCACCGGCAUAUAACCCUUCUGCGUAUUGUUUGUAAUCUGAGGAAACAAUCAAUUUUUAGUCCAGUAGUUAACUAGAAAUCUUGUACAUUUGGUUCAGGUUUCAUCUGGAAGAGUAAUUGAUUUCCAAUCGAAUGACAAUUAUAUUUGAUGUAACAAUAUGAUCCUUUUAGGCUUU
This is a messenger RNA of Mangifera indica (mango), 717 nucleotides long. RefSeq names its product transcription initiation factor TFIID subunit 10. The transcript has 6 exons. Gene Ontology annotation, biological process: transcription initiation at RNA polymerase II promoter. Gene Ontology annotation, molecular function: promoter-specific chromatin binding; RNA polymerase II general transcription initiation factor activity. Bases 65 to 478 code for a protein of 137 amino acids. The record is from RefSeq and is a predicted model, not a curated record. Lineage: Eukaryota; Viridiplantae; Streptophyta; Magnoliopsida; Sapindales; Anacardiaceae. Gene Ontology annotation, cellular component: transcription factor TFIID complex; SAGA complex; nucleus.